UCAUUCUGGCAGACGAGCACAACAGUCCUUGUCGACCAGCUGAGCCACUCAGUCGAACCAGAUACCAGAUAGCGUCAACGUCAACCUGAUAAUAAAAACACAGAGAAGAAGAAGAGGAAAGAGGAAAAAAAGGUGGCAGUGGAUGAACUGUUUCCUUCAGCGGGGACUCAGACCAACCCAGGGAGUAUGGGCUGCAUGAAGUCCAGGCUGACAGGCGGUCUGAGCGGAGGUGUGGAGGGGAAGACCGAGCAGACUGUACGUACCGACCACAUGGACUUUGUCAGAGACCCCACCGCCAAUAGAACAAGCAACAUAGAUAAGUUCCUGUUACCUGGUCAGCUAUUCCAAAAGAGGGAAGAGCAAAGUGGGGUCGGUAAAAUUGUGAUCAGCCUUUACCCAUAUGAAGCUCUGCAUGACGACGACUUAGGAUUCAAGAAAGGAGAAAAGAUGAAAAUUUUAGAGGAACAUGGGGAGUGGUCCAAAGCAAAGUCACUGACAACAAAUAAAGAAGGAUUCAUCCCGUGCAAUUAUGUCGCCCAAGCUGACUCCAUGGAAACAGAGGAGUGGUUUUUCAAGGACAUGACAAGAAAAGAUGCAGAGAGGCAGCUGUUGGCGCCUGCUAACAAACCAGGCUCCUACCUUAUUAGGGAAAGUGAAACAUCAAAAGGAAGUUACUCGUUGUCCAUCAGAGACACGGGUGCUGGGGGGACUGAUUCGGUCAAACACUAUAAGAUCCGGAUGAUGGACAAUGGUGGCUAUUACAUCUCCCCUAAAAUCUCCUUCUCCAGCAUCGCUGAGAUGAUCAAACACUACCACAACAAAGCCGAUGGCCUGUGUCGUAAACUGGAUCGUGCAUGUGUGAAACCCCAAGCUCAGAAGCCAUGGGACAAAGAUGCGUGGGAGAUUUCCAAAGAUUCUAUUAAGAUGGUGAAGAAACUCGGAGCUGGUCAAUUCGGAGAAGUUUGGAUGGCCUACUACAACAAUACAACCACAGUGGCGGUGAAGACGCUGAAGCCUGGCACCAUGACGGUCGAGGCCUUCAUGGAGGAGGCCAACGUCAUGAAGACGCUGCAGCACGACAGGCUGGUUCGGCUCUACGCUGUAGUCACCAAGACACCACCCAUCUACAUCAUCACGGAAUACAUGGCAAAUGGGAGCCUACUCGACUUCUUGAAGAGCGACGCGGGAUGCAGACUCCAGCUGCCGAAGCUCAUCGACUUCUCAGCACAGAUAGCGGAGGGCAUGGCGUACAUAGAGAAGAAGAAUUACAUCCACCGAGACCUGAGAGCGGCUAAUGUCCUGGUGUCAGAGAGUCUACUCUGUAAAAUAGCUGAUUUUGGACUAGCAAGAGUCAUCGAGGACGACCAAUACUCUGCUAGAGAAGGAGCCAAAUUCCCCAUCAAGUGGACCGCUCCAGAGGCCAUCAACUACGGCUCCUUCACCAUCAAGUCAGACAUGUGGUCCUUUGGAGUUCUGCUCUUUGAGAUCAUAACCUACGGGAUGAUCCCGUACCCAGGUAUGACCAAAGGGGAGGUGAUUUCCUCGGUGCAGCGCGGCUACCGGAUGCCUCAGCCCGGCAACUGUCCCAACGAGCUGUACGCGAUCGUGAUGUUAUGCUGGAAGAACAAGCCCGAGGACAGGCCCACCUUUGACUACAUGCAGAGCGUCCUGGAUGACUUCUACACGGCCACAGAGGGACAGUACCAGCAGCAACCGUAGAGACGGAAAGACAUUCACUCUACAUUAUGUUUGAGGCUAUUUUAGAUAUUACUUUUGAAUUAUUUUGUACAUAUAUAUACAGUAUAUGACAUGUUCUUUACAUUUUAUACACUGCAUUUGACGUUCAGUAUAUGCAGCUUGCAGAAAAUAAUAUAGUGAAUUUGUGCAUUUUGGGGGGUAUAGAGGAGAUGGACUGUAUAAAAUAUGUAUAAAAACUGAAAAACAGUAUAUACAACAGGGACACGGAGUCUUAAUCAUGUGUCUGGAGUUCUUGUGCUGAAGUAUUUAAACAUUUGGACCAAAUUCAUUUCAUUUAAACUGAGCAAACAGUUUCAUCAUAUUCAUGUCUUGUUAUUUAAACGACUGAAUAGUUUUUCAACAAUACAUGUAAUCAUCAAACUUAAUGUUACUUCCUAAGCUUUAACUAAUGCUAGCCCUUUCUCAAUCUACCACUUGUGUAAAAAUCUGCAUUAUAUGUUGUUGUGUUGCAUGAUAUUAUUUACAUUAAGUUGAUAGUCAAAGAGGUUAUUAGUGUAAAUCAUACCCCACUUAAAGUGUAUAUAUAUAUAUAGUACCCAGUAUAAGUUAUAUAUGAGUUAAGGUUAUGACUACCCAUUUUAAAGUCAAUUAUUUUCUACAGCACCCUUGAGUUUUCUGAGUGUUUCUUUUGCGUUUCCUUUUCAUUGUGUCACUCCAUAUUGAAGUGCUAUAUUUCCUGUUUUUUUAUUUAGUGUAUUUCUGUGUUUCAGGGGGCUUAAUCUGUUCCUUGUAUCAUUUCAAUGAAGGUAUAAUCAAAAGCGUAAUCUGGAGUUUGAAGUGACAUUGGAUAGCUCGUGAUAGUAAACCAUUUAGAACCUUUAUUGUACAGAAGGAGGGUACUUUAUAGCCCUCGUGUGUUGUGUUUUUAACAUUGGGUCCAUCUCUUUGUUUGCUACUUGAUAUUUGGAAUGAGAAUGUACACAUUUUGUAUUGACAAAAUGUGCAUUAAGUAAAGUAUAUUUGAUGUUGGAUAUUUGUACAUCUAGCUCUAAGAGACUAAGUUCUCAUUCCCUUUUCCUGACAGAUUUUUUUGGGUUUAUGAAGAAAAAACUGUUGAUACGCUUUUGAAGUCAAUUUGUUGCUACCUCAUUGCCUUCUAGUUAAUCUGAGUGACCUGAGAGAACUACACAAACAGGUUUAUGACUUAUCUAGAAGUACACCCCAAAAAAAGAACCAUUAGAUUAGAAUGUAUAUUGUUAACCUGUUUUAUUUUAAUAUUGUAUUCAGAAACCAUGCAUGAUAUUCAUUGCAUUUACAUUGUACAGCAUUAAAAUCUGUAUUAUUAUUUGGAUCAAUUUUUAAUCCAUCAAUUUUAUGAGAUUCUGCAAAUAUGUUUAAUAUAUGCAACAUGUUUUUUUUAAUACAUUCAUCAAGUUUCUUUCUUUUAUAACUAAACUAAAGAAGUCUAAAAUGAGUCAAAUUGCCAAAAUAUUUGAUCAUUAUAUGCAAGGGGUACUUGGCUCAAAAAUAAUAUUACGAGAACCUGUGUUAUAAGCAGCCAAAGAAAGGUCAGUGCCUAUAUACAGAGCUUAAUUUUUUAUUCUUAAUAUUUAUAGAUGGGCACGGGAAGCAUUUGAAACGGGUAUGUUCAUAAAUCAACUUUUGUUAUGCCAUGUAUUUAUUUUUCAAGUUUUGG
This is a messenger RNA of Pungitius pungitius (ninespine stickleback), 3394 nucleotides long. RefSeq names its product LYN proto-oncogene, Src family tyrosine kinase (gene lyn). The record is from RefSeq and is a predicted model, not a curated record. Lineage: Eukaryota; Metazoa; Chordata; Actinopteri; Perciformes; Gasterosteidae. Gene Ontology annotation, cellular component: extrinsic component of cytoplasmic side of plasma membrane. Bases 187 to 1719 code for a protein of 510 amino acids. The transcript is spliced from 13 exons. Gene Ontology annotation, molecular function: non-membrane spanning protein tyrosine kinase activity; signaling receptor binding; ATP binding. Gene Ontology annotation, biological process: regulation of B cell apoptotic process; platelet degranulation; dendritic cell differentiation.